Molecule: messenger RNA, 7367 nt
Organism: Maniola jurtina (meadow brown)
Lineage: Eukaryota; Metazoa; Arthropoda; Insecta; Lepidoptera; Nymphalidae
Gene: CycB3
Product: G2/mitotic-specific cyclin-B3
Exons: 8
Coding region: 151-1683 (510 amino acids)
Biological process (GO): mitotic cell cycle phase transition; regulation of cyclin-dependent protein serine/threonine kinase activity
Cellular component (GO): cytoplasm; cyclin-dependent protein kinase holoenzyme complex; nucleus
Molecular function (GO): cyclin-dependent protein serine/threonine kinase regulator activity
Source: RefSeq, a predicted model, not a curated record
GUUUUUGUAGUAGCUCUGUUCGGUUGCGAGUUGUAUUAACGAAAUUCUGACAAAAUAUUAACUAUUAUCUAACUGAUUUAGUUAGUGUGAAUUCUAAAAUCAGUUAAUUAUCACCAAAACGGCCGCCCCCUUCUUCACAGUUAGUUAGCAAUGGCGCCAGUAAGGUUGGCACCGAAGCCAAUCGGCGUCAAUGAGAACUUGAACGGCAUGAGCCGCGGCAUCACGACGAGGAGUAAGCAGCUGGCUACUCUGAAGACUUACAAAGACAGUUUGAAGGCGCCGAACAAGCGGAAAGCUGACAGUCCGUUGAAAGACAUCACAGCAAAACGGGCGGCCUUCGGCGACAUCACCAAUGCCUUCAACAAAACUUGCGUUAAUACAGACAAGGAUAAAGCCAUGGUCGCCAAAAAAGUCACAGUUGAAACCAAAAUGCUCCCUACUUUAAAGAGCAUCAAACCACAGGCUACAGUAGUAAACGGUAAGGCUUCCAAAACAAAGCAGCUGCAGAAAGCGGCAACAAAUGCCAUAGAGACAGUACAAAAGCAGUUUGCCAAAGACCCACCCAAGCCGGUGGCCUCCCGCGCUCAGAAUGGCAUCCUCAAGAACAUGAUUCGACGGUCUAUGGGCAAAGAGAAUCAGAACCAGAGCUCAAACUCCGCUAAAUCUGCUCGGAGUGAUGUGUCUGGUGAACCAUCUCUGUAUACAACUGCUUUGGAAAAUAUCAGCCCCAGUGAAGCUACAAAAGAGGAAUAUAAGGUAAUAAGUGAGAAACUGGACAAGGUCAAUCUAGAUGACUCACACCGAUCCCUGGAGGAGCAGAGCACAGUGCCCGAGGGUGUGGUGGACUUUGACAAGGAAAACUGGAACGACCAUCUGCAGGUCUCACAUUAUGCUAUGGACAUCUUUAACUAUUUGAAGAGUAGAGAGAGCCACUUUGCGAUUGAUGACUAUCUGCAAAGAAUGAGGGGCAUCACAUCCUGGAUGCGAGCACUCCUCGUGGACUGGAUGGUGGAAGUCCAGGAGAGCUUUGAGCUGAACCACGAGACUCUAUACUUGGCCGUGAAGCUGGUGGACCUGUACCUGAGCAAAGCCAGCCGCAGCCAGCCUGAGGCAGACCACCUCACCAAGGAGGAACUGCAGUUACUUGGAGCUUCUGCUCUCUUCAUCGCCUCCAAGUUUGACGAACGCAUUCCUCCUUUGGUGGAUGAUUUCCUUUACAUCUGCGACGGCGCCUACACGCUGAGUCAACUGUUGAAGAUGGAGAUCGGCAUCCUACGCAUGAUCGACUUCGAUCUCGGCAUCCCACUGUCCUACAGGUUCCUGAGGCGGUAUGCCAGAUGCGCGCGAGUGUCGAUGCCCACGCUGACACUGGCUAGGUUUGUGCUAGAGCAGUGUCUGCUGGAGUACACUCUGCUGGGCCUGCCGGACAGCAAGAUGGCGGCCGCCGCGCUCUACAUCGCUCUACGGAUGAAGUCUCUAGGCGGUUGGACACCCACCCUGCGCUAUUACACCAGUUACACCCUAAAAGAGAUAAUGCCAGUGGUGCUAGCACAGAACGCAACGCUACACAAGAAACCAAAAUCCGCCAUCAGCACAGUGAGGAACAAAUACUCGCAUACUAUAUUCUUCGAGGUGGCCAAAAUCCCGCUCGUGGAUGACUCUGUGCUAACAUCGGCCAGCUGAGCCAAGCCUGGGCACUUUACUGGUCAACUAAGGUAGGUUGGAAAUAUAGUGCAUACAUUCUGAUUAAGACCUCGCUAUAUUUGCUCUUAUGUGUCAACUGUCUUGUCAAAGUACAAUUGGAGACCACUCCGGAAAAUCAAGGAAUGACAAUUAAUCAUAAAGAAUAAACUGCAAUUCAAAGUUAAAUAUAUGAAAUUUUAACAUUUACCGUAUAACUGAGUAAAAAUGAGUAAAAUUUAAUUUUCUUUGAAUAAAAUAAAUAGAUAAAUCGUUGUAGCCACUGAUAGCAAUGGUUGUUGAUAAAGACUUGUUGAGUGAUAGAUGCUCUUGACGAUUCAAAAGUACUUGUAAAAGUCUAAUUGAAUAAAAAUAUUUUGAAUUUUGAAGAAAAGCGAGGACAACAGGAUGAAAAGUAUUCUCAAAAGCUUUGCAUAUUUAUAAUAGAUGGCAUUGUUAACUCAAUUUAUGAUUUUAACUGACAUUCCUUGAUGAUUUUAAUUGACAUUCCUUGUUUUUCCCGCGUAGGAUUUUAGUCCUAAACUAAAGGUAAAUCAUACUUUUGACAUGACAGUUGACAGAUAGAGCAAAUAUGGCGGGUACUUUCUCAACGCAUUAUAUACUGUUUAACUUGUAUCUUAUGUGUGAAUUGAUAAGGCUACAGUCACUAAAUGUAACAUCAAAAUUUCCAAAAAUCUAAAAAGACUUCCCUAGUAGGUACCUACUGUAAAAAACCUAUUUUUUUUUUUGUAAUACUGUAACAGAUGAAUGUACCCGCAAUACAAUUGAAAAUUGACAAAUCUAUUGUGUAUUCACUAUUACAAUUUACGAGAUAUGAUAUAUUUAAAAUUUCCAUAAAAGCCAGCCUUAAUUUUUAGCUAAGAAAAUGAGAAUAGUACUCAGUUUAUUUUUUUGAGGUAUGCAAUUUCCUUAAGUGAUCUAGGAUAUAGUGAAUGUAACUUUAGCCUUAUUCAAUUUUUUGUAAUUUAAAUGUAAAUGAGUGAAUGCUAGGGUGUAUUCUGUAAUAUAAUUUAUCUAAGAUGAAAAUGUCUCAAUAAUAAAAUACCAUAUUAUUAUGUAAUACCUUGUUUCCUGAAUGAAACAACACAUUUUUCGGAAGUCGUAUUUAUUGAGAAAAUUAUUAUAUGGAUAAGUUAUUGAGACAUUUAUUUGCUUUAACUACUUAUGAUCGGUUUUUGUGAACCCCUAGCAUGUAACGAUUUGUUUAGAAGACGUAUGUAAGGUGCCCCGAAGGCUCCCUAUUUUAACAGGUAACAAUGAAGAAACGAAUCUAAAAUGGCGGCUUAUACUUGUAAUGACAGUGAGAGAUUCAAUGGUCAAAAAAAAGUAUGUAUUAAUUUUUUUAAAUUAUUUAUUGUUGGUAGCAUUUUUUUUAAAUUGACAAGCUUGUAUCGAUAUUAUUAUACUGAUACUGGACUUAAAAAGACUAUUUUCAAAAUAUAUUACACUAGUAUAUGAUGCCCGCGACUUCGUCCGCGUGGAUACAGGUAUUUUAAAAAUUCCGUUGGAAAUCUAUGAUUUUCUGAGAUACAAAGUAGCGUUCGUCUUAGUAAUGCAAGCUCUGUGCCUUUCUUCAAAAUCGGUUGAUCGGAUGGGCUGUGAUAAGGUAUAAGAAAGACAACUUAAAAUUAUCGUGUUUGCUUAUCGGUUCACCUGUUCUCUCAUAGUUGCCAAACUAUUAAUAAGAUUUAGAUAAAUAAGUUGCAUGAUAUAAAAAUUCUGCCUAUUUUUUUUGCAUGCAGUACUCAAAAGUGUGAGUAUGACAGGUAUAGUGUACAAGUGAGAGGUGUAGCGCACCACUUUAAGAUUCUUUUCUUUAUUGGCAUGACUUAUAGAUUAGAUAUAUUUGACUUAUGUUUAGAACAAUUCUCGGCGAAAGAAAAGAAUGUAGAACAAUGUAGAAUAAUUCAAAGUUAUUAAAAAAGAUCUUUUUGGUUGAAUGACCAAAUGCUGAGAUGUCGUAAAACGUGCAACUUUUUUGGGUCUGCGCAGACCAAUUGGCAAAUGCUGCUAGCACUUUUCCUAUAGAUAUUUAAACAAAAACCUCAUGCAAUUUUAUUUGAGGCGAAAAUAUAAAGCAUAAUGUCAGUAUUUGAAUGAUCUCUGGUCCCAACCCUCCAAUAGCUAUGUAUAAUGCAGACAUUCUGAGAUCUUGCUCGCCAUUUUAACUGUCAUGUCAAAAGUACGAUUUAAAUCCUUAGAUAUUUUUGAGCUGACCAAAAGUUACUAUGACGUCAAGUUCCAAAUCUUAGUCCGUUCAGCGUUAGCAAUUCUAAACAUGUCAGUUUAACAAUUGGAGGGUUGGACCAAAAGCUUUCUUUGAAGAAGUUCGAGCAAAUUCUGUCUUGAAUAAUUGAAUAAAUGUGCAAUUUAUUAAUCCUUGGAAAAGUUGUUAUCACAUGUGAGCGAUUAGCUAAGUUUGCUGCUCGGUCUGCAUUGCCCUUUGUUACUUGUAACAAAAGUAUUUUGUUAUUAAAUAAAUAAUUAGAGCCUGUUUCACAACUGCCAGAUAAACUUUAUCUAAGGAAUAAAUACGUUUUUAUAUUGGAAAUCUGCCAAAAUGUCUUUAUUCAUUAGAUAAAGUUUAUCCGGAGGUUGUGAAACAGGUCCUUAAUAUCGUAUUAAUUUCGUACUUGUUGGUACUUAGGAAGCAUUUAUUUCGAAAUUUAAUAUUAUACAUAUACUUUAAUGUUGAUAAGAAAUUUUAGAGUCUAAAAAAUUUCGUACCAAUUUGCAUUUCCAAUAUUAGUUUUAACGCAGAUGACUGAUAGGAAUCGGUCCAUCGGUCAUCCACAAAAAAUCGGUUCUGUAAAAAUCACCGGAUAUCUGAUCGAUUCUCGUCCUUUCGAAUUCAUAAACCAUUAAUAGUUUAUUAACCGCAAAUCCACAAAUAAAAAAUCGGCUCUGCAAAAAUCGCAAAAAAAAAUAUAACCGAUUGUUGCUGUUGUGAAUUCUAAAAAAUCACAGAAAAUUUUCGAUUGAAUUUAAAACAUGCAGCCAGACCAAUAUAACAUCGUAAUCGUAAGAUAAGUUGAGUCGUAGAAGAAAAUCCUAAAAAUGCUUAAAUCGGUUGUCUGUGUAAAACUGUGUGUCCUUAGUAAAACGAAGCAAAGACUGAUGUGAUAAUAUGUAGUUGCGGUAAUAUAAUGUGUAGUGCAUACAUUUUGAAAACGCACUAUGCUAUUUUUGUUGUAUGUGUCAAUGGUCAUGUCAAAAGUACUUUAAUCCUUAUUCUAAGGGUAAACCAUACUUUGGACAAGACAGUUGACCUAUAGAGCAAAUAUGGCGAGUGUGUGCUCAAAAUGUAUGCAGUAUACGCAUAUUUUAUAACCCCAUGGUAGGGAAAAGUGCCAUAAAGUUGGCAUAUCCACAUCUGAAAAGACUUGAGACAACAUCCUCUAAUAAAUGGCAGGUGGUCAGAGUAUGUAAGAAUAUCAGUAAGAGUAACAGCUGCAUUCAAUGAAGCUUGCAGAUCACUAAUACUAAUUUAUUAUUAUUAUAAAGCAAAGUCCUCCGGUCGCGUUCAUCUGUACCUGAUGAGAAAAUUUUAACUUUUUAAUUUGACAGUAACAUAAGUUUGAAAGGCAAGACGCGCGAGGUUCCCCCCAGCCCUCCCUCAAUCCUCUCCAUCCCUUCCUCCUCCCUCUCCUCCACCCCUUCCUCCUCCCUCUCCACAACCCCCUACCUCCCAGAAUGCAAGCUAAUAACUGACUAAAGUAGAGAUAGGUAAAUUUUUACCUUCGGCCGAAAACUACGAAACGAAGUUUCCAUGGGAAUAAUCUCUAAUAGUUUAUUUUUGUAACAAAUAAAACCAAAAUCCGACCAAAUCUUAUCAUUAUACAAAGCCCUACGAACCUCAAUAGGUAGAUUACGUGCAUUCCAAUAUGAAAGACCAACAUUUUUUAUGUCUCAUUAGUAAUAAUUAAAUUACUGAUAAAUUGUGUCUUCCUAUAGUUCGAUUAUAGGAUAGUUUCAACCGCAAAAUAUAUGUAGCUAAGAUGCAAAGGAAUCGUAAGGUCAAAAAAUUAAGACAAAAAGAAACAAUUUACGCGCGAUUGAAGACACGUAGAUUGGACGAUUCAAAAGUACUUGUAAGAGUUUGAAUAAACACACGCGAUUAUUAUAGACGCAUAGACUUGUCUUCUGAAUAAAAAAUCUUUCUAUUAUGAUAUCCCUUUAGUAAAACUUCUUAGACGCGGCAGUUAUUGGGUAUGAUUAGCCAUAUUAGAAUUACGUGUUUUGUUAGUUGAAUUUAGUUGGUUUGAAAAUACAUCGUAGUAUAUAAAAAAUAGAGUUUUUAAUCUAUGGCACUAACGACUAGGUACUUUAAAAUAUCCGGAUAAAAAAUCUGUAAUGCUUGGUGACCAUUUUAAUUUGAAGUAACAAUCGCGUUACUUCCGUUUGAUUUUUUUUUGAGUUACUCUGAAGUGGCGCUUACAGAAGUCCUUGUAUGCAAGGAUAUUGUGAAAGAGAUCCCUACUAGACACUAUACACGGAGAGUUCAUAUAGGGCUCUCUCUGUUAUGUAAUCCCAUACAAUUGACAAGGACAAAAAGUAGGUGUUCACCAUUUUGAAUGACCAACCAAUCACAAUUUCCAUGGAUAGAGUAGCAGUAGUAUAUAAUUUUGCUCAAUACCUACUGCAAUUGGGAUGAAAUCCAAAAAAAAUAAUUGUAAAAUUGUAUUAUUUUGUUUCAUAAAUAAACUCUUAUUAAUUAAAAAAAAAACUAUUAAAUUACUUUUCAUAAUAAUAAUAAUUAUUGAUUGAAAUCAUCAUGAUUUGUUCAUGAAUUUUUUUAGUGUACAUCAACUUAUUUAUUAUGUUUAUGUAUUCAAAGAGUUCUGUACUUUUCUAAUAGCUCUUCCAUAAUGUGACUUUGAUACUAUUAUACUUACCCAUAUUUUAUAAUUAAAAUAUUGUGUUUACGCACAUUCGACUGUGUUAACUUUGAUUAAAAAUAAAAUGCUAUUAAGCUGAACUAACUACUAUAAUAUUGUUUCAAAUCAAUCAUUAAAUUGUCAGUAACUUAUGUUUGUUUUAACUUUUAAGUAAAAGUAACGAUAGCGUUACUUAAAUUGUGACAAUUAAUAUUAUUGUGGAUUCGUGACAUAAGCUAUUGUAAUACCUAUUAUGUUGUGACAUAAACGAUUAAUAUCACUAUAUGUACUUUCAUAUUUUGUCUGGGAUGAAAAUAACAUUGACUAAAAAUAAGUGCCAAUUUGUAUUAUAAUAAAACAUAAUGGUAAACAAUACCUAAUAGUUUAUUUUUAAGCUACUUUGUCAUCUCAACUUGCUUCUGACAGAGCAAACCGAUUUUGUAUAUUAUAUGUACAUGUAUUGUAUUUUGGCAUACUUUGCUAACGCUGUUUUAAUCAUUAUAGUAUAAUAUAAAUGGAUUUUUGUAAUGUUUUAAUUAAUUUACAUAGUAAUUGUUGCGUGAAUUGAUUCGCAAUCGUCAUGUUUUGUAAUUUAUCACAUUUUAAAAGAGUACAAAAUAUUGGAAUGUUAUUAUAAAUAAAUGUUGUUCACUAAUGAUAAGUUUUAGAAUAAUACUACACUUUUAACAGCUGUUUUUUUUUUUAAUUCGUAAUAUCUUUUGUCUUCAAAUAUACAAGAUUAAUGUAAAACUCAUGUGUAAAUAAAUAAAAGUGAUUUUGGUUUGGUAA